Messenger RNA from Colletotrichum chrysophilum, 1032 nucleotides. RefSeq lists its product as uncharacterized. The record is from RefSeq and is a predicted model, not a curated record. NCBI's taxonomy places the organism in Eukaryota, Fungi, Ascomycota, Sordariomycetes, Glomerellales, Glomerellaceae. Bases 1 to 1032 code for a protein of 343 amino acids. The transcript is spliced from 2 exons.
AUGCCUCUCGUCGCCUCAAACCCCAAGGAUAGAAUCAUCCUGGGUCUCAUGACCUUCGGCCCCAACGAGUCCGACGGCGCCCGAAUCACCGAUCUGGACACGUUCAACAAGGCCCUCGAUGUGUUCCAGGCGCGCGGCUACAGCGAGGUCGACACGGCCCGCGUCUACGUCGGCAGGAAGCAGGAGGCCUUCACUCGCGAGGCUAGGUGGAAGGAGAGAGGACUGACUCUGGCCACGAAGGUCCAGUAUCCUUCCUCGGCCGGUGAUCAUGCUGGCAGCAAGGUCAUUGAGUCUGUCGAGACCAGUCUGAAGGAGCUUGGAACCGACUCCGUUGAUGAUCGCGCAACGCCAUUCGCCGAGACGCUCGAGGCUCUUGACAAGCUCCACAAGCAGGGCAAGUUUGUCAAGCUGGGCUUGAGCAACUUCACUGCCUUUGAGGUGGCCGAGGUCGUGCUGACGUGCAAGUACAACGGCUGGGUGCGCCCGACGGUUUACCAGGGCAUGUACAACGUCAUUACUCGCAGCAUCGACGCCGAGCUCAUCCCGGCCUGUCGCCGUUACGGACUCGACAUUGUCGUGUACAACCCCAUCGCCGGCGGGCUGUUCUCGGGUAAGAUUAAGUCCAAGGACAUCGUCCCGACGGAGGGCCGCUUCUCUGACAACCACGGCACGGGCGGAAACUACCGCAAGCGCUACUUCCGCGAGAGCACGUUCAAGGCGCUGCAGACGAUCGAGGCCGCGGUGGAGAAACACGGGCUCAGCAUCAUUGAGACGGCGCUGAGAUGGACGGUGCACCACUCGAACCUCAAGAUCAAGGACGGCAACGAUGGAAUCCUCAUUGGCAUCUCUAGCGUGGCGCAACUCGAGGACAACCUGAACCACCUCGAGAAAGGCCCUCUGCCUGACGAGGUUGUGCAGGCGUUGAAUCAGGCGUGGCUCAUCUCAAAGGCGGACACGACCAACUACUGGCACCUGGAUCUAGAGUACAAGUACGACACCCGGGAUGCCCUGUUCAGCGCGGGGGCCAAAUAA